Messenger RNA from Ectocarpus siliculosus, 1638 nucleotides. Lineage: Eukaryota; Phaeophyceae; Ectocarpales; Ectocarpaceae. The record is from the annotation of a GenBank genome assembly.
AUGAUGAAUGCCGUAUUGUCUGGCAGGGAGUACGCGCCUCAGUUUGCCCUGAGGAGUUAUUUCUAUCUGCUACCUUCUGUAACUGCGGCGAGGGCGUCGGAGAUAUUUUUGUCCUUAUUUGGCCAAGGGAACGACAAACCGCAGAUCUGGCUGGGAGUGAGGCUGUUUCAUGUUUUGUGCUGCACGUUGUGCGAGGUGCUGAUGUACCUGGCCGUCAAGCAAAAGUUCGGAAGGCGUGCAGGAGGCUUCUUCCUCCUCUUGUCCGCCACGUCUGCUGGCAUGUUCGUCUCUGCCCCGGCACUUCUCCCAUCGUCAUCAAGCAUGACGCUCUUCAUGCUUGUCAUGGCGAUGUGGCUCAAGGGGCAGUUCAGCCGUGCGAUUUUGGUGGCCAUGCUGUGCGUGUUCGGUACGGGCUGGCCGUUCGUUGGUGUCAUCUUCAUUCCGAUGCUGCUCAACUGCGCUUGGCUACGUUUGAGGCGAGGGACAUCGUUCGCCGAGGGUCUUGGGGCGGCAACCGCAUCGGCUACGUGGGCCGUGAUUUGCGCAGUCGCUGUCGCAAGCUUGGCGACAUGGAUUGAUAGUGGCUGGUACGGUCGGAACACCUCCCCAACGUUCAAUAUCUUACGGUACAACGUUCUGGACGCCGGCGAGGGCCGAGGUGACGAGCUUUAUGGCGUAGAGCCAGCAUCGUACUACGUGAAGAACCUCUUCUUGAACACCUCCGUAGCCUUCCCUCUCGCUGUGGUGCUUCCCCUCCUAGCCUUGCCUCUGUACCCCAUGGCCGACAAGGUUGCGAAGUCGGAACUGAGGCAGAAGCUACUCAUGUGUUCCCCAGGGCUGCUGUGGCUUGCAAUUAUGUUCUCCAAGCCUCACAAGGAGGAACGUUUUCUCUAUCCGGUCUACCCUUCCAUUUUUCUUGCGGCAGCAUGCACGCUAGACAUCAUCGUGCAGGCUGCUAGUGAGCUCGUGGAGAAGUUUCGUGACGACGCACGGGCGGACAGGAAGCUCCUACCGCAGGCGAUGGCCAUGGCAUGUGUGCUGUUUGCGGCGUGCCUCGGCAUGUGCCGUACUGCAGCCGUCGUUCGAUUCCACAACACUCCAUGCAAUGUCUUCAAGUUUGUCUAUUACCGAGAGUUUCGGUCUUACUGGGAUGGCCCGCAACAUCUCCAGGCCAUCGAGAUGAUGCAGCCCGUUCGUCUCUGUGUAGGGGGCGAGUGGCAUCGGUACCCCAGCAGUUUCUAUAUCCCCAGCGAGAAAAUUGAAGUCAGCUUCCUAAGGUCUGACUUCCACGGACAACUUCCCCAGCCAUUCGCGCCCACCAACGGCACCAAGGCGGAACCUCUGCAGUCCUUCAACGACCUCAACGCACAAGAAGAGGAGAGGUUUGUGACACUAGAUGAGUGUGACUACGUUCUAGCUGCACGGUUCAGAGACUACGACCAGUACUCCACCCGCGCGUCCCAGGCAAUGCAGGACAUACUAAAGACGAAGGAGCAGUGGCAUACGGUUCUGUCACAUAAAUUGCUGGACCCAGAGUUCUCUGAUCCGGCGCUACGUGCCUUCUUCAUCCCCUUCGUCUCGGAGCGCUUUGUGAGGCAUGGAUUCCUCAGCCUGUACCGGAGAGUUGGGAUCGUCUAG